Malassezia restricta is the source of this 453-nucleotide messenger RNA. RefSeq lists its product as uncharacterized. Bases 1 to 453 code for a protein of 150 amino acids. Lineage: Eukaryota; Fungi; Basidiomycota; Malasseziomycetes; Malasseziales; Malasseziaceae. The record is from RefSeq and is a predicted model, not a curated record. The transcript has a single exon.
AUGCUGGCACUCGUUCGAGCUGCGGUCCUUGUAGGACAUGCGCUCCUGAUCGCACAAGCUGGCUCCGCAGAUGUGACACCGAUUAGCAGUGUCUCAAAUGAUUAUUUUACGCCUGCAAAGACGUUCACGCCCGCCACCACGUUUUCCUCGGUGGUGGAUGGUCAAGUGACCACCAUUUCUGAUCAAGGCCCUACACAGCUCCCGGGUUCCUAUACAUUCACCUAUACCAAGCCGAAUUCCACAGUUAGUGCACCUGAGAAUUCAGCACUGAUGAAGAGCCUUAGUGAGAAGGGGAAUGUGCCAGAAGCAAGUCAGCUUCAGGCAGACCCAGGUGCUCUACAAACGGCACAGGGAGUUGGUCUCGGCGAUGACGGCAUCGUAAGCAAGAGUUUACCGCUCACAGGUGUUCUUGUUGUACUUAUCGCCGUGUGCUCUGGUGCGAUCUUGUUGUAG